Messenger RNA from Marchantia polymorpha subsp. ruderalis, 4522 nucleotides. Lineage: Eukaryota; Viridiplantae; Streptophyta; Marchantiopsida; Marchantiales; Marchantiaceae. The record is from the annotation of a GenBank genome assembly.
CAAAAUCGUAGGCAAAUUCACAAUUCCAAAAUCAAUGGACAGAGUGAGAAGAAGGAGGUACUAAAGGCACCAUCGGAUCAUCCAAGAAUAUUAAAUUCAGAACAAUCAUAUUAUAGUGCCUCCCCUCGGACUGUCCGAGCAUCAAGUUAGGACUGGUCGGGAAAGGCGGUACCUCGUCGACACAUUCACUGGACAUCGGGAAGUCGGAAAUCGGGUCGGAAACUGGACGAGAAUGGGAGCGUGAACGGCACUGAGAGCAAGAAAGAAAGAAAGAACGAAGGAAGAGGAAGAGGGAGGCCGACGGGGAUCUGUCUGCACUGAAUGCAGUGUAGGGUACACGGGCAUCGCUGCGGGUCUGCCUCAUACGAAGAUGGCGUUCUCGUGAUUUCGGGCGGAACCGAGUUGGCCCGCUCCAUGCCGCGUCUUCGGGGCGUUUUUGAAUUCAAUCAUGUCGCUCGGGUGCGGGUGCGGGUGCCGGUGAGGAUGGCGCCCAUGUCGAACGGGACGUGCAAUUCUUUCUCUCACUGCCGCGGCGAAUUGCUCGAUCUCGCUCUCUGACGGUAAUCCGCUUUACGAAGGAAGUGAUGAUCAUCGCUAGGUGGCGACACAGGCUCUGUCUUUCGAAACGGAGGAAAAAACGGUAAAGCGUGCAUGCUUCGAAAAAUCGGAGUUUGUUUCGUCAUAGCAUCGUUCUUUAAUUCACCUGCAGAUUAUGAGGGCGAGGGUCUGGUGAUUGGAAGUCAAACAUCAUGGAACAAUCUGACACGGAUUCCAAGGGAAACCAGGCGCCGCAAGAGACGUUGUCUGUAGAGUCUCUGCCAGCUGUAUCUGCACCGGAGGCUUCUUCAUUGAGUAAAUCUUCUACAUUGGAACCAUCGAUUUUAUCUUCGGAUGCCAUCUCUGUGGCAAACUCUGGGGAUGACAAAGUUUCAUCAGUGCUUGUUCAAAGCAGUGCUGGUAUUCUACGCGACACAGCUUCUGUCUCGAAACCCAGUUUUGACCAGUCUUCAUCGUGUCCUGCUGCCGGUGAUUUGCCCUUAGUCGGAAACUCUGAUCCUUCGCUGCAGUUCGAUACAUCCGCUGUUGAACCCAAGUCAACUCUUAGUUUUUGUGCAUCGCAGUCAACGAAAUCUGCUCUAUCUUCCGGAGAAUCUGGCCUCGAUCCCGUGAAAUGUUCACCCGAGUUUGUUGUACCAGAUGGGGAUGGGAGCCAACCUCCUUUUUUUGAAACAAGUGAUUUGGCCCCCUCUAAGCAUGAACAAGAUGUUGAAAGCGGAGAUAAGAUGGAAACCGAACCUUCCGCUUGUGUGUCUACGAAAUUAUCUGAAGAAGAUGAUCCAAUGGAAGUGGUCGAGCCUCCUUCAAAUGGGCAAAUCCUGUCCCAACAGGAAGAGCCAAUAAUUGCAGGGUCGCUGCCCAGUGGAACCCAAUCCACUUUGCCUGAGAUCUCUGCGGGAAAAAAUGACCUGCCUGAGAAGACAGAGAAAAGAGCGACAGAGGAUACAGCUUUUACAGAAAAGCCGGUCAAGAGAAGUAGAAAGAACGACUUCAUGUCCACUGCACCUAAUACAGUGGAGGCAGUUAUAGGCAGCACUGCAGAGAUUGUUAUAGUUCUUGCAGGCAUGGCUCAAAUGCGAGCUGGGAGAGCUUUUACCGAUUUUGAGAAAGAACUUGCUGCCACUGCAUGUCAGAAUAUUGCGGCUCUUGUGAGCAAAGUCGCUCCCAAUGCUUUGGUUUCUAAGGAGGCUUUAGAAUCAAUGUUCUACGACUUGGAUCAUAAAAGGAUGGCACAGACCAAGAGAGAUGAUCAAGCAAGGGCAAAGGCUUUCGCAGAAGCCGAAGCAUUAGCGAAGGCCGAGGCGAUUGCGAAGCUUAGAGCCGAAGAGUCGCUAAGAGCAGCAGCUGACGCGGAAGAGCGUAACCAGGCUGCCUUGAAAGCUGCCGCUGUGGUGGUGACUAGUCCAACCAAAGAUGUACAAUCUGUUGAUGCAUUUCCUCCACCGGCCACGCCUCCAGGUCUAUCAACACAAGCGUUACCGCCGUCUGUGGAACCUCCAAGUUCUUCCCCACCAGUCGCACCUCCUAGUACUCAGGUUGCUGCACAAGCUAGUGAUGUCUCCCAGUCAGAUACUAUAUCUGAGAAGUCUGUGCUUGAAAAUAGCCCAUCUCAGCAGUUAUCCAAAACUCUCUUGGGUAAGCCUCCCAAGGUCCGUAAUAGAAUGAAGAAAGACUUUGCUGCUCCUAGUCUUAUCUCUUCUGAUUAUCUAGAAUAUAUACAGAGCCAGGUCCCGGAGCUACAGAAAGCUCAGGUAACUCACAAGCAGCUGUGCCUUGCUGUGCAACAGUUUAUACAAGAGCAAAUGCCUCAUGCCCCUCAGACCCUACAAGCGCUUCAACCCAAUUACAUCAACACACCUAUUCCCUGUCAGUUAUGCAAGUUGGUAGCAAAAGAUACUGCAACUGUUGUGGUGUGUGACUCAUGUGAUAAACUUUUUCAUGUCAAGUGUUUACAACCGAACAAUCAUAUUAAGGGUGUUCUAAAAGGCGAUUGGAACUGCCCGGAGUGUCUAAGUGGAGGGCGUGCUUAUCGGGAAAAAUAUGGCUUGUAUCGACGUGGUUCUGUCAAUGGCGUGAAGUUAUGGGCUCCUCAUGAUGAGUCUGAAGACAAUGAUGAAGUUAUUAUCAAUGGCUCUUCUAGUCCAUUAUUAGAGGCAGGGGCAAGUUCCAGUGGCAAGCAAAAUGGCUUAAGUUCUAGUUUGAAAAUGCAAGGCAAGCUUACAGUCGAAGUUGAGACAGGUGGCCACACGAUGAAAGACGAUAGGAGCGUGGGGAACUAUGGAGGGUCUCCCCAGCUUAUUGUGCAUCUGGUGAAUGAACCCUCACCACGAACAAUUGAGCCUGUUCGUAAUUCGUCAAGCUCGAUUGGUGGGGUAGAUAACAUGAGUGGAAGCCUUGCCUCUGGCUCUCAGUUAAAGCUAACUUCUAGGCCUGGACCCGCUGACAAUAAACCAAUGCUAGAGGAUUCAGAAGAAGCUGGAGUUAGUAGGCAGAAGAGCAAGGAGAAGAAUGGAGAUGCAGAUGAGAAAGUAGGACAAAUUUUGAGUACUCAAGGUGGAAGUUCUGAACAAGGAAGUGGAGACAUUUCAACCAGUCUGGCUGGAAAGCAAGUAGAAAUUCCAAUUUUGAUGGAGUGGGUUGGAGAAAGCACACGGACUACCGAAGGGAAAACCUACUACAAAUCCUGUCGCGUUGGAGGGCUCACGUAUCAUCUGUCGGACUGUGCAUUAUUCCGCCCUGAGACUCCAGAUGUACCUCCUUACAUUGCCAGACUUCAGGUUCUGUGGGAAGACCUCAGUACCAGCCACAAAUGGGUGAGGGUAAGCUGGUGUUAUUAUCCAACUGAUAUACCUUUGGCUAUGGGUCGACCAGGAAGAGCCGAGCCUGACGAGGUUUAUGAGUCAAAUCAUUGCGACAAUAAUUUGGUGGGAUCCAUACAAGGUCCUUGCUUUGUAUUGCCCCCAAAAAAGUACCGCAUGGAACUCGAAAGACGGAAGGAGCUCCAAAAACGUGGAGGCAGUCGUGAUGCUCACCCACCAGUUUUCCUAUCGAGGUGGUUAUACGAUGCUCCCAAGGGGAUAUUCAAACCUGUAACAGAAUGAUCUCCCUCUAGCGGUGUCGCGAUCGUCCCUAGUUUUCCCACCUGGAUUCCAAGGGAUCUUCGCCACUUGUUAGAACUGCUGGUCCAGUGUACGCAGGGCUCACGGUCUGAGGCUUUGAAAGAGGCUGCGCACUGAGCGCAAGUGCUCAUGAUCACGAGGCAAAUGUUUCUAAUUACAGCGUGUUGGUGGAUUUUGAGUAAUCUCUCGGAAGAAGUACAACAUGUGAUGCAACAACCAGAGCCGAGAAGAGGAAGAUUAUACAGCAGGCUGCAGAUAGAAGAGCCCCUAGCUUGCAUCCAAGUUGAUGAGGUGUUGUUCAACUUUUCCAAGAGAGUUUGACUGGGUUAUCCGUCAGCUCAAGGGUGAAGUGACCUUGACAUUGGACCCCUAGCAAAGGGCUAUACGUUCCCAGUGGUUUUUUUUCAAUGUACUCCAGAAACCAGGGCCGCAAUUACGCCUUGUUAGAAAUAAUUCGGUUGCUGGCAUAUCUCUGCAUGAGGGUCAACUUGCGGACUACAUGAUCCACAUCCACAAUCCAUCGACGUCGAUGCGUAGAAAGCAGGAGAGAAGAAAGAAGCAAGCUUCUCUUUUGAAACGUCUUCUUGAAUCGCUAUCUAGGGUAUAUCCUACCGAGCCACUGUCCUCUCAGCCUCUGUUCGACAGUUUCAGACCUUUAUGGUCGCACAUAUUUGUCUCAGAGCUAAUUCAUCGUAGUAAUUCAUGACCACAAGUGCCGAGCUCAGUGAGACUACUGCUUCGUCAGCAUCCCUUAUCAAGUAUGUUGAGUGUAUACAUCCAGUUGAGGGUUCGAAUGGUUUGAAAUUGACCACUUUGAAACUGAAACGAAAUAAAGAAGAAGUUGC